Doryrhamphus excisus (bluestripe pipefish) is the source of this 2233-nucleotide messenger RNA. Its product is annotated as rab GDP dissociation inhibitor beta-like. The record is from RefSeq and is a predicted model, not a curated record. NCBI's taxonomy places the organism in Eukaryota, Metazoa, Chordata, Actinopteri, Syngnathiformes, Syngnathidae. Gene Ontology annotation, molecular function: Rab GDP-dissociation inhibitor activity. Gene Ontology annotation, cellular component: cytoplasm. Gene Ontology annotation, biological process: vesicle-mediated transport; small GTPase-mediated signal transduction; protein transport.
AGAAACCACGCCCCCGGAAUCGCCUGACGCCGUCUGAGCCCCACCCCUUUCUCACUUCAGCCCCAGCAGAUCUCCAUUUUCUUCUUUCCUGUCAAGGAUCAGAGUACCCCAAGAUUGUCAAAAUGAAUGACGAAUACGACGUUAUCGUCCUCGGCACGGGACUGACGGAAUGUAUCUUAUCUGGAAUCAUGUCGGUGAAGGGGAAGAAGGUUCUACACAUGGACCGCAACUCAUAUUACGGUGCAGAGAGUGCCUCCAUCACACCUUUGGAAGAUCUCUACAAACGCUUCAACCUUCCUGGCAAACCUCCCGAGUCAAUGGGAAAAGGCCGGGACUGGAACGUGGACCUCGUCCCCAAAUUCCUAAUGGCCUAUGGUCAACUGGUCCGCAUGCUGCUGAUCACCCAGGUGACCCGUUAUCUGGAUUUCAAAGUGAUUGAGGGCAGCUUUGUGUACAAGGGAGGCAAAAUCUAUAAAGUUCCCUCCACGGAGACUGAGGCUCUGGCGUCCAGUCUGAUGGGGCUGUUUGAGAAACGGCGCUUCAAAAAAUUCCUUGUCUUCAUUACCAACUUCGAUGAAAACGAUCCCAAGACUUUGGAGGGCAUCGACCCCAACAAGACUACCAUGAGGGCUAUUUUUGAAAAGUUUAGCUUGGGCAAGGAUGUCAUAGACUUCACUGGCCACUCCCUCGCUCUCUACCGCACAGAUGAUUACCUGGAUCAGCCCUGCAUUGACGCAGUACGGAGAAUAAAGCUUUACAGUGAGUCUCUUGCCAGAUAUGGCAAGAGCCCAUACCUCUACCCGCUGUAUGGCUUGGGAGAACUGCCACAAGGAUUUGCCAGGCUGAGUGCCAUCUACGGUGGGACAUACAUGUUAAACAAGCCUAUCGAGGAGAUAGUAAUGGAAAAUGGGAAGGUGGUGGGAGUCAAAUCUGAAGGGGAGAUCGCCAGGUGCAAGCAAUUGAUUUGUGACCCCAGCUACUUUAUGGAUCGUGCCACCAAAGUGGGACAGGUGAUCAGGGUCAUCUGCAUCUUGAGUCACCCCAUCUGCAACACCGGUGACGUCAACUCUUGCCAGAUCAUCAUCCCUCAGAAUCAGGUCAACAGGAAGCACGACAUCUAUGUGUGUAUGAUCUCCUUUGAUCACAACGUUGCAGCAAAGGGCAAAUACAUCGCCAUUGUCAGCACGACAGUGGAGACAAAAGACCCCGAGAAAGAGAUUAAGCCAGCCCUGGACCUACUGGAGCCCAUCGAGCAGAAGUUUGUCAGCAUCAGUGACCAGUUUGCCCCUACUGACAUGGGCAAUGAAAGCCAGGUCUUCAUCUCCCGUUCAUAUGACGCCACAACCCACUUUGAGACCACCUGCGACGACAUCAAGGAUAUCUACCGGAGGAUGACUGGCUCGGACUUUGACUUUGCUGAAAUGGAGCGUGGAAAGAAGGACAUCUACGGCGACGCAGCAGAGUAGAAAUUGAUGGUGCCACAAACACUCCCUAUUAUCAAAGACAAGCGCUGCAGACAACCGUAAUCUUUACGUUUAUAUAGAAAACCUUACUCAAAUGUACACCAUUGGGCCAGCCUUCCCAAGAAUACGUGGCUGCCCAGUGAGUAAGUUGAUAUAGAUUAUGAUAUAGUAUUUGCUGGAUGAAAGUACAGGGAGGGUCUUUUCUUUUUCUAAUCUCUGUCAGAUCGUUGAUGCACUCAACUUUGGUUACUAACAUUCAAUAAUAUCCUCUGGUUUUAUGUCAAAAUGAGGCCAAAGAUGCCAAAUCAAAUCAAUCAAUCGUGUGUAUAAAUUGUUUCAAAGAGCUAUGGUCUUCAGGAAUUUUGUCACUUCAGGGUGAUUUGGUUGCAUGUAUAAAGGAAAUGGUGCGUCUCGUAAUCGGACACACGUGACAACAUUGGCUUUAGGGCGUGUUGCUUAUCUUGUACAUUCUCAUCCCUUUUUGAUGUUCAGUUUUGCAGCCAGACACUACCAAGCAGACUGUAGUCCAGCAAAAACUACCUGAACCUGUUUGGGACAGCUUUGACCUAUAAGGUAUAUGAUUACUCCUGAACUGUAUAAAAUGAAGCCGACUGUGCACAUUCACAGCAGUGGUUGACUAUAAUUGCUUAAGAAGGACCAAAUGUGUACUGCAGCAGUAUUGAAUUGAUGGGAAGCCCUCUGUCUCUAUCUGUUAGCGAAUUGGGCUCCAACUAUUUCUGUAUUGCAAAGUAAAACAACUUUAUCAACAA